AUGAACGCCGUUAAUCUCGAUGGCAGGCUCCUGAUACACUCUUUCGUACUGGCGGCGACGUGUCUUCUACAGCUGCCCGUGGAGUGUGUCGACUGCCGGGCGCGCGCAUUAGCUCCCAGCAGGAGCCUCCUUCCACUCGCGCAGCCGGGAUUCCUCACCAGGCCGUCACGCCCGUCACCUCAGCGUCUGCUAGGUGCGCGGGCGCUGCCGCCAACCGCCCAUGGAACGGAUGUGCCGAGCACGUACUCCGAGCAGGUCGACUACUACGAGGAGCAUCUGCGCAGCCAAGCGCCAAAGCCUGGAUCCAGGUACUACAUUCUCGCCAUAGAGACCAGCUGCGACGAUGCGUGCGCCGCGAUACUCUCCAGCGACGGCGACAUCCUCGCCGAGGAGCGUGCCGGCAACCCCGAGUCGCUGAUCAAAUUCGGCGGCAUCAAGCCAGACGAGCUGUAUCGCUUCCACCUCGAGCACCUUGGGUCGAUCAUUGACCGUGUAGUCGCCAACGCUGGGGUCCGCAUGGCCGACGUGAAGCGCAUCGCUGUGACACGUGGACCUGGCAUGACCAUCUGCCUGAAGGCUGGUUACGAUGCCGCUGCCGAGAUCUCGACGCGGUACGGAAUCCCCCUUGUUGCGGAGAACCAUCUUGCCGGACACUGCCUGUCGCCCUUCAUCAAGGGCCACCAGUUCGGCAUCUCCGCCGGAGGCGACGCACACCCCUCUCAAGAGCUCAGGUACCCUUUCCUCUCGCUGCUGCUUUCGGGAGGGCACUCACAAAUCUACGUCGUGGAGGGGCCCGCCAAGUUCCACAUGCUGACCGACACUAUGGACACCUACGCCGGCAACGUGCUUUACAAGUGCGCCAAGGAGUUGGGGCUCCCGAUCAGCAACGGCGGUGGCCCCUCGCUGGAGGAGGCUGCGAGGAAGGCUCGGGGCGACCCCAUCUUCAGCAUGACUGAGCCGUGCAAGGACAUGGCCUUCACCAGCUUCUGUUUCUCGGGCGUACACACGCAACUCCGGGCGAUGCUGGCACGGUUGAGGAAGGAGUACGGCCAGGACGUGACAACCAAAAACCCCGAUGUCGUGAACCACCUGGCGUACACCUGUCAGGAGAUUGUGUUCCAGCAAGUGCUGCGCCAGCUGAACAAGGCACUGGACAUUUGCGACAGCCUGUUCGGGAUCGAUCAGCUGGUCGUUGUCGGAGGCAAGUUACUUUUGCGCUUCAGCACACUUUGCGCAGGCGUGUCGUGCAACGAGCGGUUGCGUGAGCUCAUUGCGGAUCUCUUGCGCAAGCGCGCAGAUUCAGCAGGGAGCCGGAUCAGGGCGUUCGCCACCCGCAUGUACGGCAACGUCAAGAAGGCGUGGCCGCUCAAGGACUUCGAACGCAACGACGCGGACGAGAACAUACUCGUCCGCAAUUUGGUCGACCGUAUGCGUGGCGUUCGGGAGCUGCCGGAGCUCCUCCGUCUGCUCUGGAGCCACGACCUCUACCCCGACCUCCUGCAGCGCAGGGAGGGCAUCCACCUCAGCGUCCAGCACAAAAACGCGCUGUACAGCGCGCUCAUGCAGGCCUAUCUGUCGUUACUGAGUGACACCGAGGCCUACCAUUUGCACAGGAACCUGCUCGAUAAAAGCCGGGAACGGGAGGUUGAUCUCCAGCCGGACCCACGGGUUCUGGAGGAGCUCGUGAACCUCGAGCGGCAGCAGCGCUCCAGCCUCAUAGCCGGUCGCCGCCACGCCAAGGAAGAAAAGCGCGAGUGGCAGCUGUUCACGACAUCGGGCAAGUACUGCACGGACAAUGCGGUGAUGGUCGCUCACAGCCUGCUGGAGAAGCACCGAGCCGGCCUAGAUGGGAUCCCUGGCAGCGUAUUUGAGCACCGUGUGGUCGACCAGUGGGACCUUGCCUCCAGGAGGCAUUGGGAGAUGCUCUCCAACAUCGCCCUGCUCCACUCGCUCACCCACGACUGA
Babesia bigemina is the source of this 1965-nucleotide messenger RNA. RefSeq names its product glycoprotease family protein, putative. Gene Ontology annotation, cellular component: mitochondrion. The record is from RefSeq and is a predicted model, not a curated record. The coding region runs from base 1 to 1965 and encodes 654 amino acids. Lineage: Eukaryota; Apicomplexa; Aconoidasida; Piroplasmida; Babesiidae. The transcript has 7 exons.